Linum trigynum is the source of this 333-nucleotide messenger RNA. Lineage: Eukaryota; Viridiplantae; Streptophyta; Magnoliopsida; Malpighiales; Linaceae. The record is from the annotation of a GenBank genome assembly.
AUGGCGACGGCGAUUCUCUCCCCUCGCGAUUGCUUGCAAGGUCGGUUCCGCCGGGAAGCUUUCGCGUUGCGAUCUUCACCUCGCGUGGCGAGGGAUGAUGCGGUUGCUAACCCUAACCCUAACCCUAACCCUAACCCUAGGGGCACAGGCGGAAGAGGAGUCCCAUGGGGCGCCAGGGGGAUACGGCGGCGUCGCGAUCGAAACAGUCACUGGCUCGGCGUUUUUCACCUCGCCGCCACAAGUUCGCUUCCUGUGCCGGCGUUUUUGGGGAAAGGUGGGAUUGGGGAUGCUACUACUGAUCUCCGGCGAUUACUGGGGUUGAAUCUGAUUUAA